AAGUUUAACCAGAUUAAAUCACCGUUUUUUUAAUACAAGGUUAACAUCUUAGCAUCUUUUCUGUUUACUGUAUGAUUGCCUGUUGACAGUAGCUUAAAAGAUUACAACUCCAUGUACUUCUGUGUACGUUGUGAUAUGCUGCCUUCCUUGAAAUAUGUAUACACAAAAUGAAACCGCAUGUCAGAAUAUCAAGAAAGAAGAGUAAAUUUUCUACAAUGCAUAAAUUGAUUUUAAAUUAUGCAAAUUUAAAUAACAUGAAACAGCUGGACACAACUCCUGUUUGCAAAUAAGUUAGGAUUUUCUGUUUGCAGUGACAACAUUAAAAUUGCUUAUUACGGAAAUAAAAGUUCAAUCUUAACAUCAAACCGAAAGAGGAAGUACUUGUAAAUACCGUUGGAAUAUAUAUUUAAUCUACCGGAAACUGAGGAUAGAUUUCCCGGAAGCAUAAAGCACCCGAACACAGCCAUAGAGCCAUGCAUCGCCAAAUAGGCCUUCAAUAAGAAGAAACUGCAACGGAAAGUAUUAGAGACGGAUUGCUUCAACAAGUUCAUGUAUGGGAAGGGGAGUCAUUUCUGAUUUCACGAGUGAGUCAGACUAGAAACAAGCGAUUUCUUUACUUUAGUUUUGAAUUUUAAUUUACAACUAUGACGGCUGUGCUGGGUCGAACUGAGGUCGGUAUAAGACAGGUCGGCGGUGCUGUAACUGUAGCUAAUGACCCAAAGGCCAGGCUUAUGUACUAUUUGAAUUGUAUGUGCUCGGUACUGGACCUCAGUGAUACAGCUAACAUGACCAGACUAAGAAACUAUAAAGAAUACUCUUUACUGACAGAGGCAGAAACAGAUGCUCUUAUAACACUCGGCAUCCUUCUCUCACCUGACGAGCUUUGUGGAAAAGUUAUUUUUCAGGAUGAAGCCUUGUGUGGGGAGAGUUCCAACAGGUUCUAUGAGAUAAGUGCAGUGCAUAGGGACCUUUUAGUCUCUGAUUCUAUUAUAAUCGGUGGAAAACGCAGGACCGUCUCCAUGAUUAUGGCGUUCAAGCCAUACUGGCUGGUAAAAAAUUGGGUAGAACCCAUGCAGUACUUCGCCCCUCGUCUUUCCAGAAUCGCUGGUGCUGCACCCGCAAGAACGAGAUAUUCUGGCGCUGGAAGGACACAGAGGUAUUCCGAGAAUACCCCCUUAAUAGAACCAAACAGUGCUGGCGGAUGUUGUUGUACAAUACUAUAGUGGUUGUUCUUCGAAGGUGCCACGAUUCAUUUAUAACGCAUAUAAUAUAUUAAGACUUUAAUCAAACAGACACUGAAAGUUAUAAUAGUGUUCAAAAUAGUGUUCCAAAACCAGUGAAAGGUUUCCCUACGAACUGAGAUAAUACAUUCGGUAGACUUUAACAAGGUUUGAUGAGAAAAUUGUUGUAUAGAUAUAUAAAAAGAUGAAAAAAGGACCAAAGACA
Messenger RNA from Mercenaria mercenaria, 1446 nucleotides. RefSeq lists its product as uncharacterized. NCBI's taxonomy places the organism in Eukaryota, Metazoa, Mollusca, Bivalvia, Venerida, Veneridae. Bases 645 to 1223 code for a protein of 192 amino acids. The record is from RefSeq and is a predicted model, not a curated record. The transcript has 5 exons.